GACGACACGGAGGCACCCCCCCCCCUCCCGUUCCGCCCAGCCAGCCCUCGCUGCCGCUCGGCUCCCGCCGUCUCCCCACUCGGGUGUUUCCGCCGCCGGCGGCCGCAGCGCUUCGGUCCCGCUCGGCUCUUUCCGCCGCGGCGGGCUGCCGCGUUCGGCUCCACUCCGCACCGCGCUGCCCAUGUCGGACGUGCCGGCCGCCGCCGCCCGCUCCCGCUCCGAGCCCCCGGCCGCCGCGGCGCCGGGCGGCCCCGCGCCCCGGCUCCCCUCAGAAAAUGGAGAAGACUCGUCCCACAAGACAGAGCCUGCAGAUCAGCCGGUUGAUUCUUUGGAGUCCAGUACUUUGCAGAGCGGGUUGCAGGUUGGAUUGCUCGAGAAUGCGGUCACAACAGAGGAUUCAAAGGCAGAAGCUGGAACUUUGGAGGACCAGAAAGUGGCUGAAGUAGAAGAGAAGCUGCCUGACCAAAUCCAGUCCCUCAAAGAGGAAGCUGUUAGGAUAACCAACUACCAUGUGCCUCAAGGAGCAGGGGAUAUAGUCAUGAUUCAGUCAGACCACACGGGUGCUGUGGAUAUCCUUUCAGCUGAGCUGGAGACUGCAGAUCUCCUUGGGGAGCAGAGGAAAGCUCAGCCUCCCCCUCUGGCUCCACCCACCAUGUGGACCACUGAGAAGACAAAAGAAUUCAAGGCCAAGAUGGGGAAGGAGAAGAACUGCCAGAUGGUGGUGAAGCGAGGCGAGGUGGUGACAGUCCGCGUGCCAACCCAUCCUGAUGGGAGAUGCAUUUGCUGGGAGUUUGCUACAGAUGACUACGACAUUGGGUUUGGAGUGUAUUUUGACUGGACCACAGUUACCAGCACUGCCAUUACUGUUCAGGUCAGCGAAUCUAGUGAUGAGGAGGAUGAAGAGGAGGAGGAAGAAAUUGAAGGACUCGCCCCUGUUGGUGAUGUGGAAAGGGGCUCCAAAAGCUAUCUGCGGAACCGCUACGGGGAGAUCAUGCCUGUGUACCGGAGGAACAGCCACCGAGAGGUACAGGCCGGCAGCCACGAGUACCCGGGCGAGGGCAUCUACCUGCUCAAGUUUGAUAACUCCUACUCUCUGCUCCGCAACAAGACUCUGUUCUUUCAUGUCUAUUACACCAGCUGAAGGACGGGGAAGGGGCAGGGAUGGCAGGCAGGUAACGGUGAGUGUAGCAGGCUGCCACCCAGCUCUGGUACCGCCCCACGGGCACUGCUGUGUGACAGAACCAAGGCACAAUUCUGCCGGCUCCUCUUCAGACACUGACUGGUUUCUCCCCACACUCUCCUUCCCUGCUGUCCCAGUGCAGGAAGGUAGUUGUGUCUGCCUGUUUGUCCACAGGCAGCUGCUCUUUCAGUAGAACUUUGGGAGGUGUGCUCUGUGCAGGCACCGGGCCGUGCCACAGCCGGGAGAUGCCCAGAGGACAGGCUCAGGUGCGUGCGGUUUCCAGCUGCUGCGCUGGUACAAAAUGAGGUGAAAAGAUUGAUCUGUUAAUAUUUUGCGAAUAACAUUUCCAAUUCUCCUGCUGCAUCUGCAUCACUAGAGGGCAGCUAUCAGCUGAAGUGAUCCAAAAGCACAGCUGGCUUGUCACCCAACCCACUCCAUGCAGACAGUGCUUCCUUCACUCCAGGGGGAGAGGGUGCUGCUGGCCAGCAGCAGCCUGUGCUGCCAUGCUACAACAGGCAAGCAAAUGGCAGGCAUGGCAUGUGUUUGAACGGGGGGUGGGGGAAGGAUGCACACCUAGAAGUCUGUAAGAUAGUUUUUCUACCCAGUGACAAUUGGUUGUCAUACCUGUUGAUUGUAGGGAUACGAAGAUGAAUAAAACUUCAAUGCCCACCAAAAGUUGUUUUCUGCAAUUUAGAUGUGAAGCAGGAGGCAUUACUGCUGUGCUGAAUAAAUACAAGAAGUCUGGAGUACAACCAAUAAAUAUACGAGAAAUGUUUCUUAGUAGCAGCAUGUUGGUUCCCUGGUAUUGCUGCCAGAUGGAUAAUACAGUACAUAGUAAGGGAAAGGCUCCCCAGAGAUGUAUAGCUUGCCAGCUGCCAUCACUGUUGCAAAGGGAUUAUUAGAAAAGAACAUCUCUGCUCAGAAACUCAAAAGGUGAGGGAUUUAACCAACCCUGUCUGUGCACCAGGAGCAGCAAGGCCAUUGGUGACCUUGGAGCUCCUUGGCAUGUUUUAGUGGCUAGCAGUGGCAUUAGUGAUCAGCUUCAGCCCAAGUACUGGCAGAAUUGAACAAGGAUUAAGUUAAUCCUUCAGAGGUGAUUUUUAAAUCAUGUUUAUCUGUAACUGUUGUUUAUUUUAGUACUUUUAACUUGAAAUCAUUCUCUUUUCUAAGAAUACUCCUGUAUUUACAUUUUGAUACUUCUUUGCGAACACACAAAAUGACUACAUGGUGAUUCUAGUAGCAUUCUGAGUUUUAUGUUUAAAUCCUGCAGGUAAAGCACCUCUACUUGGUCUGUUCCUUCUGUUGAGAGGGAAUGAUGGACACGAUUAUUUUGGGGUAGUUAAAGCCAAAGAUUUCACUUCCAUAGGAGGCUUGUGUAUUUCCUGUUAAGGCUCUAUUGUCAUGCUUUGCAGUUUGCUCUUCUUUUAACUAUCUCUGCUUAUUUAUUCACUGCCCCAGAGCACUUAGUAGGUCAAAAUGGUAAGAGAGAGAGAGAGAGCAGUCAGUCUACAGCAGGAUAGUCCAAGCUGGGAGGAGGAGUGGAAAAGCAAAGAACACUGACUGCAGCACAGUGGCUUUCUGGGUGAGCAGGCAGGGAGCAGAGCUGGUCAGGGUAAGGAGCAGAGUUGUUGCUGCUUUGGGCCCUAAGAUAGGGAGAAAACAACAUGCUUUCUCAGAGAGAAAGCAGAGCGUGCACCUGGACAGUGAGGGGUUGCAAAGCUGCCUUAUUCAAGCAGGGGCAACCACAGGACAACCUUGUAGGGAGACAGAACAGGAAGGCUUAAUAUCUGUCAGAGUAAGAUGAUUUUUCUUUGAGCAGCUUGGCAAGGACUGUUCCUUCCUUUGUCUCUCUUGGAGAAGAUGAACGACCAUCCUGUGGUCUUUGUACAGCAUUUGAAUCAGGCUUGAGCAACUUGGGUAAGGUGUCUCUCUUUUUUUUCCAUCCCACCCUUUGUAUAUCAGGUUCCUAGAUACUAAACAGAAGAUAGAAAAGACCCUUCAGUCUGACCGUGCUGUUGGCACUGCCCCACUCAAUGGCUGCCUUCAGUCCUUUGCUGUGAGAUCUGCAGAACCCCAUGUGCGCUUUCUGGUUAAACCCUAUGUGCCGCUAUCUGGCAUCUGCUUCACUCUCUAAUCAAGAUUUGUUUACAGUGAAGGAAUCUCUGACCUGUAUACACAUCAGAUAUUCCAGAGUUCCUGGUCCUCAGUUGCACGGCUAUUGCAGACUAAUGGAUUAUCUCCACAAAAAACUUGUUUCUCUAUUGCUAACUCGCAGCUACUUCCCCUUCCUGUCUGUCUGUUGCUCAUAUUAAGGUUUGAAAUAAUUUUUUCAUGUUGUAAGUUAAUAAGGGCUGCCUCACAACCAAGUGCAAUCACUUUCUGACACCUAAGUAUUUCAAGAUAAGUUGCACUGUAGAUUGUUAAUCCUAUUGCUCUAUUUUAGCUUUCUGAAGUGUGGGGCAGCUUUUAAUAAGGCCCAGGUUGCUUGUUGGGAACUAUGCCCACCUCCUGGUCUCACUGAGUUAUGCCUCACAGCAGCACUGAACAUGGGAUGUCAUCCCAAUCAGUGUGGGCCUGCUCUGCCAACGCAGCGUGCCCGCAGACAGGCCCGCUGCUGUGCAACCAAAAGCACUCCCUGGGUGCCAUUUCACUGCCUGCGUUUCCCAGAAGUAUCUGGUGUCUCUUAGGAACACAAGAUAGUUAGGCACAGACUAUUUCAUCUGCAGGAAACAGAAGCUUCACAAUUGUACAAGAUAAUUCCUCCUUUUGCCUAUUUUUAAUUUCCACAUUACAUGAGUAUGUUGUUUCUCAGGUAUUCAGACAGCAUUGAUUACUCAAGUGACAACUUCUCUUUGGAAGGAUAAAUAGUCUUAAUUAAUUUUCUGAUAAAUGCAAUAGCUUAGCUAUGUGAGUAGUGAUUAACAGUAGCCAUUCCUAUUCAUAAUUGAACCCAUAGCUGGUUCAGAGAAGUAAUCUUACUUCUCGUGUGUCCUUUUUUCAGUUUGGCCUGUCUCCUGGAUUUGUACCAAUGCUGCUAUUUGGCUGAGGUAGUGAUGGAAGCUCUCAUUAUUUUAAUUGGGGACCUUUGAAAUUAGACCUUAGGUCUAGAAAGAAAAAGGAAUUAAAAAGGCUGUGCAUGGCAGAGGGAAAUCAAUCCCCAAGAAAGGAAUAUUCCUUCUUUAUUUACAUGGAUUUAUUUAUUCCUCUCCCUGUAAAUUUUGCCUAGGAAUUAAAAAGCUAAAUCAAGGAAGAAACUUCUUUUGUGUUUUGCGUUUGCUUUGUGAAAGCACAAAAUUGUUUUCCAUUUUGUUUUUAAUAUAAUUUAGAUCUACAAAUAAGAUCUACAUGUUCAGCCAGAAAUAUAAGACAGUCCUGUAGUUCAGGACUUGCAUAAAAAUGAGCUUGUCUAAUUAUUUAUUUAUCAUAAUGGUGACAAUCUGUUGGGCAUUUUUUUUAUGUCAGAAGUCGCCAUAAGCUCUCCAUUUCUCUUUUCUUCCCUUUAGGUGUAACGUAGCAGCAUUUAAAACGUGUUUUAUGAAGACAGAGUUAAAAUUACUUAAAUCAGGGACCACUUGGACUGAUCUGAUUUGCUCACUAACUCUUUGAAGGCCCAUAGUGCAGAUUCUUGUGGAAGGUUAUUGGUGCCACUUGCAAAUUAAUGUUUAGGCCCUUUUUAACAGUUAUGUAGCUUAUUCUUGAUAAUGAACCAUUAACAUGAACAGGUAAGAUGAAAAUGCAUAAGAGAAAAAGCUUAGUUGCCUGGUUUCAGGUGCGAAGGAGAAAGUUGAGUUACUAUGCAACUGAGUCUCCAAGACAGCCACAUGCCUUUCUUUGUGGCUCUCCCCUGUGUGCUCGUCUCCUCUCAGCCGUGUGCGUGCAUAGUCUUUAUCAACACCCACCGUGGGUCACCUGUGGUGGUGCUGGAUGUAGCAGGGUGGAUUAGAGGUCAGCCUUGUCACAUAUGUAGUUGCUGAAAGGCCUCCUCAUUCUUGUGAGGAAGUAAGGUAGAGAAUGAAUCCCUAAAUGAGUUCACUUUUAUCCCUACUUAUACUCAUCCUUCUUGUCCCACUACACCAACUAAAGCCACCCUACAGAGGAUUUAUCACAAGGUGCCUUUAGGAACAUGGAACAUGUCUGAAAUAAAAGCCACAGAUGUGACUAAUCCAAGGGAUUUUUUUCUCCUUGUUUCUCUGCCCAUUUGGCUAGAGGGGAGGCACUUCCUAAGGUCAGGCAGGACAGCCCCUAUGGGCUGCUCCUGGAGAUUUAAGCUGUUCAUCAGACUGCCUUGUUGCUGUAAGAUGAGUAGAAGCGUGUUGGAGUUUCCUGGUGCCAUAAGAUCCUUGCCUUUUAAAAUCAUAUGCUGAUAUUGAGGAACACCAGAAGACUACUCCUUUUGAUAUGCUGGUGCUAAACCUGAGGACCAGGGAAACACCAGAUAAGACACAGAAGAGCAUUCUUUGUGGCCAUUCAUUAUUUUCUCUAAAAAGUGUCUGAAUCCAGUGUUGUGAAUGGUGUUCUCAGGUGUAUUGAGGCUGGGUAAGGGACCAAAGCAACAAAGGUUUUUUUAGAUCUACGUGUGUGAAAGAAAAGUUUGUUUCUCCUUCCCUCAUAUCUGAGAAAAUAUUGGAUGUAACAAUGUAAUGUAAAUAUAGCAGAACAUCUCUACUGCUAGAAUGAAGGAUGGGGAACUGAUCAUGUUAAAUACAUGGUCUAAUUAGACUGUGAAAGAAGCCAGGAGAUUAACAGGAGUCAAAGUGCUAAGUAAUUUAGUAAGUAAGUUGACUUGCAGUAAAGUCAGAAGGUUAGAAGGUAAAGUUAGAAGGUACAUAAAACUGCAGGGUUCAAACACAUUUUGCUAGGAGGAGGACUUUCUGUGGGAUUAUUCCCUGUUUGCCUCCAGUGGCUCUCUGGUAACUUAUUCUGAAAUGCUGGUGCUGUCGCAGCUGAAGACACAACAUUGGGCUGGUGGAUGGUGACUGACUCUUCUCAGCUUUUCCACAUUCUAGUCUGGGUUUUAUAUGUUGCUUUCUCAGAAGCUUCAUCACAAGAAAUGUACCCCCUUAACAGAUGGGGAGAGAAGAAGAAUUUUGUGACCUAUCAGUGAGCAUUAUCUGGUUUUAUCUUACCCAUCUGGACUGCUGAGUCAAGUCCCUUGGGUAAGAAGCUGGAUGCCAACCAUUAAGCUCAGAGCUAAGGAGGCUUUGCCAAAUAAUGACCUUGAUGUUUAGGAAAUGAUAAAUAGCCGGAGAUGGUCUCCCUGCAGCCUCCAGGAUCCCCUGUUGACUGCUCUCCUCAGAGGGAAGCAGUCUGCUCUCAACUCCCUGCCUCAAGCUGCUAGCAUAGUCUUUCAAUGGGGAGAACCUUGUAGCUGGUCAUUCCAUUCUCAGCCCUAUCUUCUUGUGAACUGUGAUGGUUAUCUGUCAGUCUUUAUCUGUGAGAUGGGACUAUUUUGAUGUCCCGUGAUUUCAAAAUUGAGUUCUCGGUGCCAGCUGUUUGCUUUUUAUGUCCUCCCAAGGGUUUUAAAUGGAGGAGAGGAUAAUUUAACAAAAUAUGGCACUGAAGCUCUUGCUGAAGGGCACAUAUUUAUAGUAUGCUUGCAUUCCUUCUAUGCUUGGUUUGUAUUGUUUGUAUUUGAUGUGUGGUGGCUGAUUUGUAAUAGUGU
This is a messenger RNA of Colius striatus (speckled mousebird), 6842 nucleotides long. RefSeq names its product transmembrane p24 trafficking protein family member 8 (gene TMED8). Lineage: Eukaryota; Metazoa; Chordata; Aves; Coliiformes; Coliidae. Bases 182 to 1141 code for a protein of 319 amino acids. The record is from RefSeq and is a predicted model, not a curated record. The transcript has 6 exons.